AUGUUGAAGCAGAUCCAAGUGAACAUUCCACUGAUUGACACCUUGAGGGAGAUGCCUGGGCAUGCAAAAAUGAUGAAGGACUUGAUGUCUCGCAAGUUCGACUUUAAAGAAUUGGCAACUGUUACACUAACUCAGACAUGUAGUGUUGUCAUGACGAGACCCAUAGUUGAGAAGCUAUCCAACCCAAGGAGUUUCACAAUUCCAUGCACAAUAGGCAGCUAUGUUUUUGCUAAAGCAUUGUGUGAUUUGGGGGCGAGCAUAAACUUGAUGCCCUUGUCUAUCUAUAAAAAUUUAGGCAUUGGAAGAGCAAGACCCACAUCCAUGUUACUACAGCUAGCCGACCGAAUGGUGAAGAGGUCAUCAGGUAUACUUAAUGAUGUACUUGUGCAGGUUGGAAAGUUUGUGUUUCCGGCAGACUUUGUCAUUCUGGACUGCCAGGUUGACGAGGAGAUUCCCAUAAUUUUGGGAAGGCCGUUCUUAGCCACUGAGAGAGAUCUGAUUGAUUUUAAACAAGGGAGCUAA
Nicotiana attenuata is the source of this 522-nucleotide messenger RNA. RefSeq lists its product as uncharacterized. The record is from RefSeq and is a predicted model, not a curated record. NCBI's taxonomy places the organism in Eukaryota, Viridiplantae, Streptophyta, Magnoliopsida, Solanales, Solanaceae. The transcript has a single exon. The coding region runs from base 1 to 522 and encodes 173 amino acids.